Apis laboriosa (Himalayan honeybee) is the source of this 2736-nucleotide messenger RNA. It is a transcript of the gene Rcd-1, whose product is annotated as CCR4-NOT transcription complex subunit 9. The coding region runs from base 1050 to 1982 and encodes 310 amino acids. The transcript is spliced from 3 exons. Lineage: Eukaryota; Metazoa; Arthropoda; Insecta; Hymenoptera; Apidae. The record is from RefSeq and is a predicted model, not a curated record. Gene Ontology annotation, biological process: negative regulation of translation; mRNA catabolic process. Gene Ontology annotation, cellular component: P-body; CCR4-NOT core complex; CCR4-NOT complex.
UAAUUCAUACUCAAAUAUAAUUAAAAAACAAACGCUUUGAAUGUAUAUUAUUAUCUGCAAUUUCUUUUUCACAUAAUUCUAUCUUUCUUAAUUUAAAAAAAAUUUCGAAUGAGAGGGGUUAUAAAUGAUAUGUUAAACUUGAUUUAUCGAAUUUCAAUUGGUUGCAGCAGUCGAACGAUAUCGAUAGUCUGAUAAUUUUUUUCCAGAUGUGUAAAUACACAUGAGUGACGUAUUGUUCAUUCAAACACAUGAUCAUUUAUAUAUAUCAGUUAUUGUUUUAACCAAUAGCACGAUUCAUGCAGUUUUGACAUUUUUAUAUGAUUGGCAUUUGACAGUUAAAACAUUUUUAAUUUUUCUAUUAUUUUCUGCUAUUAUUAUAUUACAACUUUGAUAUAAUUUUUGAAAAAAUAAUAAUCACUCGAUAUACUUUUUUACGUUUCACGCGGUGGGAGAUUAUAAAGUCUCUGCACACUAAUUCAUAACGCGGAAGAAUUCAUUGACACUUGAUGUACGAGAUACAUGAAUAUUCAUAGUUACAUAAGUAUCAAAUAGUACAUGCGUGAACAGAAUAGAUGGAGUAAUUCGAAAAACAUCGCGCAGCGUUGUGUUUAGUUUAAGAUAAUUUUCGAUAGAUGGCCAUAUGAUGCCCGUAUAUUGUUGUCUACUCUAAAGGCUUGGUCGAUUCUUCCAAGUUGGAAAGUGUAUAUAUUUUUCUGUGUCAAAAAAGUUAAAUCUCUUAAAGAGAAAAUAUUUGUGUAUAUCCUUAGAAAUGAAAGUAUUUAUUGCUCAUUUUUUGUAAAUUAAUAUGAAAAUAAUUGUAUAAUAAAUUUCAUUUUUCGUUGUGUUCAUUGGUGAGUGUCGUGCAAACUUUGUUAACCUCAAAUUUUAUUCUCAAAAUUGAAAUUCGGAAAAUUCAAUAAGCUAAUUAAAUUAAAAGACGCAUUUCCUUACAAUUGCAAUUAUAUAUUAUUAAACAUUAAGAAAGGAAGAUAUCGAUUACUCGUAGCAAAUAACGGUCGAGAUUUCGACCAGAUUACCCCGAUACACCGAUGACGAGAAUGAGUUCGCAGCAAAGUCCAGCCGCGUUACAAUCGACGGUGGAUCGUGAAAAAGUUUAUACUUGGAUAAUUGAAUUGUCUAAUUCAGAAACGAGAGAAAAUGCAUUAUUAGAACUUAGUAAAAAACGAGAAGUAGUACCGGAUUUAGCUCCAAUGCUGUGGCAUUCAUUUGGAACUAUAGCGUCGCUACUUCAAGAGAUAAUAAAUAUUUAUCCUGCUAUUAAUCCAGCUACAUUGACUGCAUAUCAGAGUAAUCGAGUAUGUAAUGCAUUAGCUUUAUUGCAAUGCGUUGCCAGUCAUCCAGAAACUAGAUCAUCAUUUCUUCAAGCUCAUGUACCAUUGUUUUUAUAUCCAUUUUUGCACACAGUCAGCAAGACACGUCCAUUUGAAUACCUUCGGUUAACGAGUUUGGGAGUGAUAGGAGCUUUGGUAAAAACAGAUGAGCAAGAGGUGAUCACAUUUUUACUCACUACGGAAAUAAUUCCGCUUUGUUUACGCAUCAUGGAGAGUGGUUCAGAGCUGAGCAAGACAGUAGCUACGUUUAUUCUACAAAAGAUUCUACUCGAUGAUAGUGGUCUUUCAUACAUAUGUCAAACAUAUGACCGAUUCAGUCAUGUUGCAAUGAUUUUAGGAAAAAUGGUAUUGUCCUUGGCCAAAGAUCCUUCUGCUAGAUUGUUGAAACAUGUAGUUAGAUGUUAUCUCAGAUUAUCAGAUAAUCCAAGAGCAUUGUUAGCGCUCAGACAAUGUUUGCCAGAUCAACUUAGAGAUAAUACAUUUGCGACGUGUUUGCAAGAGGACGCAUCUACUAAACACUGGUUAAAUCAACUUUUGAAGAAUUUAGAAACUGGUCCACAACCAGGACCUCCAGCGCAACCAGGUCAACAAGAUCCUAGGACUAUUGGCAUGUCACCUCUUGCUUCUUAAAUCGUAUGCUUCCUUAUAUUCAAAAGGAAUUCGAAAUUGAAAAAAGAGAGAAAUUCAACAGAUUGAUUUUGCGGAUUGAAGAGCGAUCAAUGUGUGAUCGUAAAUUAAUAGACGAAAUGCCAUCGUAUUUUUGAUCAUGAAAAUAGAAAUGAAUGCAUAGUUUCACGAGAGUGAUUAUGCAUUAUACAUGAUAACGGUGGUGAUAGUGGUGACGAUAUCAAUGAUGUUUACAAUUAGCUAGAGAAAUGAUCAAAUAUUCAUUUAUGGAAGAAAAGAAAGAGAGAAACAUUUGAUAUUUGUGAGAUGCAGAUUUGAUAAUCUCUGAAUGGAACGAACAUAUGCAUAUUAUAUAAACGUGGAAUCGUUUCUAUGUUCUUCUAUAUAUCUUCUUUCCUGCUCUUUUUUCUUCUUUUCUUCGUCUUCUUUUUUAUUACAUUUUUCCUAUUUUGGUAAAUGUUCUCUUUGUAAUUAUUCUUUGUACAAAGUUUGUAAAUUGAAAAUACAAGAAAAUAUAUGUGUGCGCGCGCGUGUGCAUAUAUAUGUAUACAUAUAUAUAUAUGUACAUAUAAUAUCAUAUAUAUGUAUGUACAUAUAAUAUACAUAUAUAUACACACAUGCACAGAUGUCUGUACAUAUAUUUGUGCCUAUUUUAUCUUUUUUUUAAUGCUAGGAUCGCAACGUAAUUUCCACAAUUGUCAUCUCCUUUUCUUGUGAAAAUUCAAAAACUCAUAAAUAUGAACUUGAAUGAAAAGCA